Molecule: messenger RNA, 405 nt
Organism: Ostreococcus tauri
Lineage: Eukaryota; Viridiplantae; Chlorophyta; Mamiellophyceae; Mamiellales; Bathycoccaceae
Product: Ribosomal protein S17e, conserved site
Exons: 4
Coding region: 1-405 (134 amino acids)
Biological process (GO): translation
Cellular component (GO): ribosome
Molecular function (GO): structural constituent of ribosome
Source: RefSeq, a predicted model, not a curated record
AUGGGACGCGUUCGCACGAAGACGGUGAAGAAGGCUUCGCGCCAAAUCAUCGAGAAGUAUUACUCUCGUCUCACGCUUGAUUUCGCGACGAACAAGCGCAUCGCGGAUGAGAUCGCCAUCAUCCCGUCCAAGCGGUUGCGUAACAAGAUUGCGGGUUUUACCACGCACUUGAUGAAGCGCAUUCAACGUGGCCCGGUGCGUGGUAUCUCUCUUAAGCUUCAAGAGGAGGAGCGUGAGCGACGCAUGGACUUUGUUCCGGAGAAGUCUGCGCUCGACGUCGACUCGAUCGAGGUUGACCGCGACACCAUGGACAUGUUGAAGUCGAUGAACAUGGGCAGCUUGCCGGGCGUGACCGUGUCCAGCCGCUCGCACUACAACAAGGGUCCGCGUCGCGAUCGCGCGUAA